This is a messenger RNA of Monascus purpureus, 1977 nucleotides long. The record is from the annotation of a GenBank genome assembly. NCBI's taxonomy places the organism in Eukaryota, Fungi, Ascomycota, Eurotiomycetes, Eurotiales, Aspergillaceae.
AUGUCGACUCGCCGACCACCCUUGGCCAAUGUUCCUAAUGCCACCAACUCCCCUCACAGACCAGGCCUCGUACCCACUAAACGAUCCAGGGCCAUCAGCUCUACCCAGAUCGACGUCUCAUAUGGCCAGCCCUUGUCGAAGAAGCAUGUUGUUGAUGGGAUGGACCAGGAUUCACGCUCCCCGCCUCGUGCCAAGAUGCUCGCCACCGGAACAGACGCGAAGGUCUUUUCGCGACGGUCCAACAAUACGCAGCCUAGCGCUUUCGAGAGAAAACUGGUGGCUGUGAGGGAUAAAGAGCGGCAAUUGAGAACAACCCGGCCCGAGAAGACGCCCGCGGAGACCUUGGAUACGAUCCGACAAUGGCAGAGGCAUUAUCGAAGGGCAUUUCCACAGUUUGUCUUUUACUUUGAUAGUAUACCGGAGGAUUCCCGCAGUAAAUGCUCGAGGCAGGUUCUUGCUCUGGGAGCUCGCGAGGAGAAAUUUUUCUCCCGUUUAGUGACCCAUGUAGUCACCACUCGCCCUAUCCCUCCCGAAACCGAUGCCGGAAGCGUUGCAGAGUCGGGUGUACAAUGUACUGCCGACCAACAAGAUAAUACAGUGAAUCCUUCUACACUGGAGAAGAACCCCGACGGCCGUGUCCAUAUGUCGUUGAAGAAUGAUGCACGACGUGAUCAGAGCGCUGAUGUCUUAUAUAGAGCCCGUCAAAUGGGAAUGAAGAUCUGGGCCCUUGAGAAGCUCCAGAGGAUGAUUACAACCAUCAAUGACGAGGAUAUUGGGGGACACCAUAACCACUACAGGUAUCACAAUGAUAGUGUUUCUCAGAAAGCCAGGGGUGGUCCCGACCUUACGCAAGUUCUCAGAAACGAGCUUGUAAAUGGACCUUCUGACCGUGAUCCUUUGCUCUCGGUAAAAGAGAUGGUUCUUUUUAGGGGGCCUUUCAUCUUUAUUCAUGAUAUGGAUGAAAAGACCAGGCCGGUCAUGGUUCGUGAAUACCCAAGGGUUGCAAGAAAAGAAGACGGUAUUUGGCCGCAGUUCAAGAGUGCACCUGUGGGGAAAUGCCCUUUCAUCGAAGAACCAUUAUCGGAGAGGGAACUGCUGCGGAUACGGGCAUACCGACAAGAAAGGGAAAAGAAAGCAGCAGCGAAGAUAACUCGUGAAGGUGAAGGGAAAAGCAAAAAUCCUGACUCAACUCAGCACACAGUUGAAAGCAAGGCUUCACUUCAGGUCCAAGAUAAAGUCAAAGAGGAAGACGACGGUGACCAUGCCUUCCCUAGAUUUCAACCUAGUAUGCAGAGGAUGGCUUCGGUAAAACAAGAAUAUCUGACAAAAAGCUCUGAGAGUUUCGUCCCUCCUCGAUUUUCCCGUACAGGACCCUUCUAUGCGGGCCGUGAACCCGCUGCAUCUGGUGUGCAGCCAUCGAAUGUCACCUCCGCUAUCCGCUCGCAGAUGAUUUCGUCAACUGCUGCAGCGCCUGGGGCAAAAGCAGGUAUUAGCAAAGAAGUUCACGAGUUGAAGAGAAAGGUGCUUGAAAAGAACAAUGGCGGCUUUUCUGCUCCGGGGAUUCCCUCGUCUCAUCGUGUUGCAGAUGUAUCUGCUGCGGCAAGGCCCACGCAGAGUCAGGGUAGUGCUCCCAGCAAGACAGUCCCGCAAGAGAACCUGGCGGACAUGCGCGAGGACGAUACUACUCUAUCGGAAAGCAAUAAAGCGACAGUGCAACCAUCUGGUGAUUUAAGCAAAAAUGAUCGGAAGAGGAAGCUGAGAGAAAGGGAGAGGGAGAGAGCGCAGCAGCAGAGAAGGAGGAAUCCAAAGCCGGGAUUCUGUGAAAAUUGCAGGGAUAAAUUUGACGACUUUGAUGUGCACAUCCAAUCGCGAAGACACCGCAAGUUCGCCCUGAACCCGGCCAACUGGAAGGAGCUUGAUGCAUUACUGUGUGAGCUUCACAGGCCCCUUAAGCCGGGCGCGUAUAAAUACGUUUAA